GACCUACCUAUAAAUUGAUGGAUGAUUGAAUGCAGUGCUUUAGACGUUAGAGGCAGACGAAUGGCGACUGAGUUUGCUUGGUCUUACCAUUCAUUGAAGAAAUUUGGGGCUAGGGUUCUGGGUUUCUCAUUGAUCUCCUUACAGAGGAAUCAACUGCUAUGGAUUCAUAUCUUGUUGUUCCUCUUCAAUAUCGCCUGUGCAGCCUCCGUUUCUUCUUCGGCUUCUCGACUCUCUUACAGCGAUCACUGUGAUUCGAUCGUACCCCAACCCACCACCAAUGGUCCUCAGCGAAUCUCCACCGCCGGAGUUCUCGAGUUGAGGAACGGAUUCUACACCGGUGGCGAUAAAAUUCUAGGGCAAAAUCCAUCCUCCCCUUUUAAUUUCCCGAAAGCUCUCUCCUUUCACAGCGGGCUUACAUAUGCAACCGAUACCGAAGGUGUCUACAAGAUCGACGGGAGUUUGACCUUCCAAGCCGUAAACAUGUACGCUUUUCUGGGGAACGAAACUCAUGGUAGAAAGCUCUAUGCACGGCUUCGGCCUCGUCCACCUCGUUUUCCUAUCCGGAGAGGUGGUGUGCGUUUCUCUCUUCGGGGCUUUUGGUCAGAGACUACUGGGAAACUUUGUAUGGUCGGAUCUGGUUCUGGUUACUCGAAAGAAGGUAACUUACUCGAUCUUUCGGCUGUUUUUAAGCUUAACUAUCCCAAGAAUUCGACCAUUGUAAGUAGUCUGGUUAGUGGAACCGUAGAGAGCUUGGAUUCGAUCGGUAGCUUGAAUUAUUUCGAACCAAUUUCCAUGCUGGCCUUCGCUGAGAAGAACUACGAGUAUUCAUUUACUUCAAAAGAAAAUGGAAUUGUAUGUCCAAGUGCGGAUGGUGAUCAGGAGAAUUCAUCCCUUGGUUUACAGCGGGGUAGAAGUGUUUGCAAGAAGCUCCAUAGGCUUGCUAAUGUGGUUAAAUUGGAGUAUGGAAGUGACUGUGAUCCUGGUAAGAAUUGUAGUCCCCUUCCUAGGAGUGUUGGGUUUUUGCCUGGCUUUAUGUCCUUCAACACGGCCCAGUGUUCAGAUGAGCAAAGGUUGCGAUUAUUAUUAGUGUUUUCUAAUACUAGCUAUUACGGGUAUAACCAUCUUUUAGAUCCCAACACCACUUUGGUUGCUGAAGGAACAUGGAAUGCAGAGAAUAAUCAACUGUGCAUUGUGGCCUGUCGGAUCUUGAAUCUUAACAGUUCUCUGGCUGAUGCUUCUGUUGGGGAUUGCUCAAUUAGGUUGACCUUGAGAUUCAAUGCAAUCUUGUCAAUUAGAAACAGGAGUCAUGUCCUAGGACAACUUUGGCAUAAUGGAACCAUGAAUAGUUCGGCUUAUUUUAAUAGGAUUAUGUUUAAGAGUUUUGAGAACAGAAUAGUGGGGAUUGCAGGUAUGAGAUAUGAAUACACAAAAACUGAAAGUGCAAGGAACAUGUGUACAAAGAACAAAGAUGUUAAGAGCAAAGGAAAGCAGUAUCCUGGUGGACAUUCGUAUGACAUGAGAUUUGACAUGUCUGUGAAAAAUACCCAAAGAAAAUUGGCAUGGGGUUAUUCAACCCCACUCUAUAUUGGUGAUCGGUUUUAUGACAGCUAUUCUGUUCCUUUCUCAACACCAGCAAACUCUGCAGUUGCAGUCAAUAAAACCAGUCAAGGCAGCCUACUGAAUGUCAGCUAUGUUAUAAGCUUCACAGCACCAUCUGAUUUCAAAUUGGAUGGUAGUCCUUCAACUGAUGCUAUAGAAAUUUCGGCUGAAGGGGUCUAUGAUACAAAGACUGGAAGCCUAUGUAUGGUGGGCUGCCGGUAUCUGGGCUCAAACCAUCAGAAAUUAACAAAAGAUGCUUCCUUGGACUGUGAACUUCUCAUCAAUGUCCAAUUCCCUUCAUUAAAUGCUAAGAGUGGAGGUUACAUCAAGGGAACCAUCAAAAGCACAAGGAGAUCAUCGGACCCUCUUUUCUUCAAACCUUUAGAGUUGUCUUCAACCUCCAUUGCUACAAAAGAAGCAGGGGAAUCCAUCUGGAGGAUGGAUCUGGAGAUCAGCAUGGUUUUGAUAUCUAAUACUUUUGCAUGUGUAUUUGUGGGAUUACAGUUGCUUUAUGUGAAAAGGAACCCUGAUGUGCUUCCACUUAUCUCCCUUGUGAUGCUUGUGGUUCUUACCCUGGGCCACAUGAUCCCUCUAGUACUAAACUUUGAGGCCUUAUUCUUGGCAAACCGCAACCGGCAAAAUGUACUGCUAGGAAGUGGUGGAUGGCUUGAAGUGAAUGAAGUGAUAGUAAGGGUAGUUACAAUGGUAGCUUUCCUAAUGCAAUUCCGUCUUCUCCAACUGACAUGGUCCUCAAGAUUGGUUGAUGGAAGCACAAAGGAAUUGUGGGUUGCUGAGAAGAGGGCUCUUUUUGUGUCACUACCAUUAUAUGUGGUUGGGGGGCUGAUUGCUUGGUUUGUGCAGUGGUGGAAGACUUUUUAUGAGGCUCCAGUAUCCCAUGCACGCUUUGUUGCUGAUUAUCAACGACAUUCUCUCUUGGGAGACCUGAGGUCUUAUGCUGGUUUGGUCCUAGAUGGUUUUCUACUCCCUCAGAUCCUGCUCAAUUUAUUCUGGAACUCAAGAGAAAAGGCUCUUGCACCAUCAUUUUAUGUUGGAACUACUGCUGUCCGUCUGUUACCACAUGCAUAUGAUCUUUAUAGGGCCCACAGAUAUGUACCCUACUUUGGUGUAUCAUACAUCUAUGCUAAUCCUGGUGCAGAUUUUUACUCCACUGCCUGGGAUGUCAUUAUCCCUUGUGGUGGUUUGCUGUUUGCCCUUCUCAUUUACUUGCAGCAGCAGUUUGGUGGUCGUUGCAUCCUUCCUUCAAGAUAUAGAAAACCUGCCUCUUAUGAGAAGGUACCUGUAGUUAGCGGUGAGUGAUUGUAAGGGUAACUUAACCUCCCCAGUUUUCUGUUGUUACUAGUUGUAGACUUCAUACCUGUGCAUAAAAGUAAUGGUGAAUAUAAGCAGUUAUAUAAUGCUGCAAGCGUAGGCAUUAAGUACAUACUUUUAUUGUUUUUGUAUUCUUCAAGAAAGUUUCAACUGAUGUUUUACUGUGUUUC
Messenger RNA from Nelumbo nucifera (sacred lotus), 3098 nucleotides. Its product is annotated as DUF2921 family protein, putative (DUF2921). The record is from RefSeq and is a predicted model, not a curated record. Lineage: Eukaryota; Viridiplantae; Streptophyta; Magnoliopsida; Proteales; Nelumbonaceae. Gene Ontology annotation, cellular component: intracellular membrane-bounded organelle.